Molecule: messenger RNA, 2405 nt
Organism: Misgurnus anguillicaudatus (oriental weatherfish)
Lineage: Eukaryota; Metazoa; Chordata; Actinopteri; Cypriniformes; Cobitidae
Gene: c17h2orf69
Product: chromosome 17 C2orf69 homolog
Cellular component (GO): mitochondrion
Source: RefSeq, a predicted model, not a curated record
CCACAAAACGCCACUUGACGGCGUUUUAUAAACAGAAAUAUACGACGUAACUUACACAUUUGAUCAUCCUGGAUUGUUAGAUUGAUAUUAAUCUAACGGCCGAAUACAGACUGCAUUAUCCUGAUAGUAUAAUAAUGGUUCAGCCCGUGCACAGUUAUUUUUUGCUCUGGUUUUGCGCUUUUUUCCAGCUUCCUGCUGCAGGUAGCCCCGUCGCCACUCCGUUAACCUUUUGCUUAUGGGAAGUAUAAGAUCAAUUGUGGCUUGUUUGUCUCUAGCCGCUUUAGCAAGGAAAAUGAAUGCCUCGGCCGGGCUGUUCUUUGCGGGGACAUCAUGCGCGCGUCCCGCUGCUGCGCCCGGUCUCCUACGCCUGACUUCAGUUCCCGGUUAUGAUCAAAACCGCGUGAAUGAUGUUUUACUCUUGAAGCCUGCCACGGGAACACAAAAAAGAUGCGACAGCCAAACAGAAAACACGCAAAAUGGAAAUGCGCAUGUUGUUUUCUUUCCUGGAGACAUUCAGAACUUUCAACAAGAAAUGGCUCUCUAUGCUGACACGGCCCCAUGGCAGUCCUGGAGUCUUGAGGGUGUGGCCCUCACCUUGGGUCAUCGUUUCCCUGGCUGCCAUAUUUGGGUCAUCCGUGCGUCCCACAUGUACCUGCACAAGUUCAGCAGCUAUCAGAACUUUGUAGAGAGCAAUUUAUUUGGAGCACCAGAACACUCUCCAGACUAUGGAGCCAUCCGUCACCUGAGGGCACUCCUGGGUCACAGCAUGGAGCAGGCAGGAUUCCCAAAUCCAUUACCUCCUCUCAGUGGAACAUCCACCCCUGCUCCUCUACCUCCGGGUUUUACUCUAACCAUAGUGGGCUUCAGUAAGGGAUGUGUUGUUCUCAAUCAAAUAGUGUAUGAACUGGCUGGAGCUCGAGUAGAGCCUGAACUUAGUCUGUUUUUGAACAGUGUUUCGGACAUGUACUGGUUGGACGGAGGGCACCCUGGUGGAAGUGAGACAUGGGUGACCGAUAAGUGUGCUUUGAGGGAGCUGGCCUCUAGUGGGGUGGCUGUCCAUGCCCAUGUCACACCUUAUGAGGUAAGGGACCCAAUGAGGGCCUGGGUUGGUCGUGAGCACCAACACUUCAUAAAGACCCUGGAGGAUCUAGGUGCCUGUCCAAGCCAGAAAUUGCACUUUGAGGAUGAGCCAGCAUGCAUUGAGAAUCAUUUCCGGGUCCUUAAGGAGUUUUAACUGUUCUCAGUAUUUGCGUUCAGAAGUCUUAACAUGGAAUGUAUUCUUCGCAGAGCAUUGCACAGAUAUAUUAGUUAGUCAAGAGCUUUACUCAAUUUGUUUGAAUGAGUGGAUGAUUGUAGAUGAAGACCAAACUUGUUUAUCUGCCUUGCGUAAGCCUUGCUGUUUGACUACAUAGGCUUACUUCUCAAAUAUAAGGACAUAAUGUUUAACCUAGUGCAAAUGUUGACAUGCUUAGUUAAGCUUUCUUAAUCUUACAAACCUCAUCCUCACGUUCAAAGGGCUGUUUUUCCCCCACUUUGAAUCGAAAAGACCGAAAUAAUCAGAAAGUGCUUAGCAUCUAUUUAAAUAAAUAAUAAUAAUAUUUAAAUACAUAUUUUUGUUCUACUGUAGUUGAGCAAUAAGCAUGAAUUUGCAUUCAAGCGUGCAUGUUAUUAAUAAUUAACAAUAUUAAUUGUAGUGUAUGGAUAUUAUUGAAUGUAAAACACUUAAAUGCUUCCUUAACAAAGAUAAUAUAGUCUUAGAUUAACACUAUAUUAAAAAAACAUCACAGUCUAGGUGUGAUGAUCAUUGGUUUACAAUAACAAAUAUGUCCUGGUUCGCGUGUUUAUUAUGUGUUUUCUUUAAAAUUAUAAUGUUAUGUUUUUUCUCAGUUGGAAUGAAUUGUAUAGAAUAUAUUUUUGAAAAUAAUAAAAUGCCAAAUAAUUCAGUGGAAUUUCACAAUGAUCUGUACUUAAAGAGAUAGUUCACCCAAAAAUCUCAAGGGUGUCACACGUGUCUCAUGUUGUAACCUGUAUACAUUUCUUUGUUCUGAUGAAAACGAAGGAAGAUAUUUUGAGGAAUGUUUGGUACCAAACUGAACAGAGUCCCCAUUGACUUCCAUAGUAUUAUUAAAAAAAAAAACAUGUGAGUAAAUUAUGACAGCAUUUUCAUUUUUGGUGAACCAAGACUGUCCCAUUAAAUGUGUUUUCUGUGCUUUAUUUUCACACCAUUAUUCUCUAGAUGGCGCUGUUUAUCUAAAAUGUGAUCUACCAAAUGCGUCAUACAGAUGAAUGUGUGGAUAUUGUCUGUAAUCUCCCUACAGUGCAUUGAGAUAAAUGUACACCCUGCUUCAUAGCCAUUCCAUUGUUUCAGUGCUGGUGUAAAUAAAUAAUACAAAAGUUGGAACGUA